Messenger RNA from Lepisosteus oculatus (spotted gar), 2059 nucleotides. Its product is annotated as tyrosine-protein kinase STYK1. Gene Ontology annotation, biological process: multicellular organism development; protein phosphorylation; positive regulation of kinase activity. Gene Ontology annotation, molecular function: transmembrane receptor protein tyrosine kinase activity; ATP binding. The record is from RefSeq and is a predicted model, not a curated record. Lineage: Eukaryota; Metazoa; Chordata; Actinopteri; Semionotiformes; Lepisosteidae. Gene Ontology annotation, cellular component: plasma membrane; signaling receptor complex.
UUCUGUGAACACCUCACAGCACUGUGCUGAGAUAAGGUUUCUUAGCAACUAUUGCGAUCAGGAGCUCGUUUUUAAUCAUUUUGUUUCCUUUUCUAUUUCACAGUCUUGUUUCCUUUUCAGUUCCAGCACAAACUCAAGAUGCCUAAUGUGUGAAGUCAAAGACUGGUGUCUACUUUGCAGCUCCUGCAGUUUUUCUGGUUUCCUUCUGGCAUUUUUUCGGUUGCAGUGCCACCAAAGGUCUAAAGAUAUGAAUGCAGAUGACACAUACAGUAGCAUUUCCAAAUGGACGACCUGACUCCACAGUGUAACAGCUCCAGUCAAGAAUAUCCCUGCAAUGACCAAGGCACUCAAUAUGCAUUGAUCAUCAUCCCAGUAUUCUUGGGAGUGACUACUGUCCUCACCAUCACUCUGAUUCUCUGGAAGACAUGCUGCAGGAAAUGGGAGCAGGAGAGAGCUCCUAUUGCUUCCCUGCAAGACAAACCAGUCAGUUCAGAGAGUGGGUAUGUGGCCAUGGCCGCUGUAGAACACACCCUGCUGCCUGUCAGAGACCCCGGGCUGCGGCAGUGGGAGAUACCAGGGGACACUGCCAUCGAGGACCUGGAGUUCCUCCGCAGCGGGAGAUUUGGGCCUGUUUGCAGAGCGAAGUUAACCCAAGGGGGCAGCUCUACUGCCGUGGUUAUUAAGACUCUGAGGGACAACAGUACCACCAGUAAAGCCAAAGAAUUUGUAAACUGGAUCCGUUUCUGUGCUAGAGUGUGUUGCCACGACAACCUGGUGAAGAUGAUGUUCUGCCAGACAGAGCUCUGGCCGAUGUACCUGAUCAUGGAGGCCUGCAGCCCAGGGAACCUGCUGCACCUCCUCUGGGAGCUGAGGAAGAGUGAUGGUGAAAGUGUGGAUCAAGUCCAUGAAUUCUCUGAGACGUCCGUGUAUUGCAUUGGCAAGCAGGUGUUAGCUGGGCUCGACUAUUUGGCAUCAGAGCAGAAGCUAAUACAUGGCGAUGUUGCAGCGCGUAACGUGCUGAUCAACAGCAGGCUUGGUGUGAAGAUCUCGGGCCUGAGCCUGGCAUUCGAGGUCCAGCAGACUGGUUGUGUGUCAAGCAGGAGCGCAGCAGUGGUGCCCGUGAAAUGGCUGGCACCCGAGAGGAUUAUGAAGCUGCCCAUGACGGUAAAAAGUGACAUAUGGUCAUUCGGAAUCCUCCUUUAUGAACUAAUUACUUUAGGGUCCCCACCUUAUCCGGAGCUCAAACCCUUGGACACGUUUCCAAAACUACAGCACUAUUACAGAAUGAAAAGACCAGACCAUUGUGGGGCCCCACUGUAUGACUUAAUGAAGCAUUGCUGGAUGUGGCUUCCUCAGGACCGGCCCUCUUUCUCAGCAGUAAUCAAGCAUCUGGAUUCCUACAUGUAUCUGGCUGAAACAAAGAUGAUUUGCAACAAGGAAAGCAUGAAUAUGAACCAGUACAGUCUGAUUGCAGGAGUGGUACUGUGAAUUCUCAGACUGAUAACUAACCACCAGGAUCUGUACAACAAUAAAGAGGUUCUUAGGAAAGUGUAUUGGUAUAAAUUAUGUUUUUGCACAUUAUAAGAACCAAAAUAAAUUGCUGUGGACGUUAAUGCCUUGGGGAAAAGGUUGAAUAAUAAUACAUUACUUUCUCAUGUGUAAUGUCACACUACCUGUCUGCAAAAUGUUGUUCUAAGUGGCAAAAAGAGAAAAAAAUACUUAUAAUGUGUCUUUCCUGACAACUAUAUUCGAUCUCAGAGACCCCCUUAAAAAUACUUAUGAAAAUACAAAGCAUCCCUGAUACUUCUGGGCUUUGGUGUCAGAGACUGAGUACAGUACUAGUGUACAGCAGUUCCUGAACAAUGAAGGCCAGAGCAGUAGUGAGUACAAGGAAUACACAGCUUUCACCUGAUAAUGCCUCCAAGUAGAGACAUGUGAGGGUUAUGCUGCCUGAAGCAGGUAUUCGUACAUUUACACGUCGUUUCUGCUGCUUCAAAAACAUACAGUAUGAAGGAAGUGAUGUAAAAAGUAUUUGUUCUGUAAACAUUACAUAAUAUUA